This is a messenger RNA of Verticillium alfalfae VaMs.102, 690 nucleotides long. Its product is annotated as tRNA 2'-phosphotransferase. The transcript is spliced from 3 exons. Gene Ontology annotation, molecular function: tRNA 2'-phosphotransferase activity. The record is from RefSeq and is a predicted model, not a curated record. Gene Ontology annotation, biological process: tRNA splicing, via endonucleolytic cleavage and ligation. The coding region runs from base 1 to 690 and encodes 229 amino acids. NCBI's taxonomy places the organism in Eukaryota, Fungi, Ascomycota, Sordariomycetes, Glomerellales, Plectosphaerellaceae.
AUGCUCGUGUCCAAGGCGCUUUCGAGGCUCUUGAGGCAUCAGGCGGAGAAUGCGGGGAUGACGCUUGAUGAGGGUGGGUGGGCCAAGGUUGACGAAGUGCUUGCGUAUGGGCCUAUCCGUUCGCUCAAGGUUACGUUGUCCGACGUACGAUCCGUCAUUGAGAAUUCGGACAAGACGCGGUUCGCUAUCAAGCCCAACCCGGCCACCAAUCCGGCUCUCGACGAGACGUCUACGGACCCGUCGCACUACCUCAUCCGCGCCAACCAGGGACACAGCAUCAAGCUUGACUCUGCCGCGCUUCUCACGCCCAUCACGGCCGCGGCUGGCAACAUUCCCGCGACGGUGUUCCACGGGACGUUCCUUGCCGUGUGGCCCGCCAUCGAGGCGUCCGGCGGCCUGAAGAGAAUGGGUCGGAAUCACGUGCAUUUUGCUACGGCGCUGCCGGAGGAGACAAAGAAGGAAGUCAGCGGCAUGAGAAGAGACGCCGAGGUUUUGGUCUAUGUGGAUGUCGAGGCUGCACUGAAGGCGGGGAUUGCAUGGUGGAUCAGCGACAACGGGGUCGUGCUAACAGAGGGCGCCAAGGAGGGCGUGGUGCCGUCCAAGUUCUUCAAGGAGGUCCGUGAUUCGAGCCGCAGUAGGCAACGCGCUCAUCGGCACGCUGGAAGGCUGUCUGGGUUGUGCUGCGUGUGA